GACGCGGUCUUGGUCGUAGGGUUUAGUGAGGUGUGCAGUAAUGGCUCUGCGAGGGCUGUUCUUACUGCUUAUGCUUCUUUUGUUUUCCGCUGAGGCCACGGCCAAAGAUGGAGGCAAACCUAAGAAAGGCAAGAAAGGCAAACAAGUCAUCUGUCCUUCUCAGUUAUCAGCUGAAGAUCUUGACCGAGUUCCUGCCAACUCCACCAGCAACAUCCUCAAUCGUCUACUGGUGACUUACGACUCAAGAAUACGCCCCAACUUCCAAGGAAUUCCAGUAGAGGACAAGGUAAACAUCUUCAUCAACAGCUUUGGCUCGAUUCAGGAGACCACAAUGGACUACCGGGUAAACAUUUUCCUGCGGCAGCGCUGGAACGACCCCAGGUUGAGACUGCCGACGGAUUUUAAGUCAGACGCGCUGACCGUGGACCCCAAGAUGUUUCAGUGCUUGUGGAAGCCUGACCUGUUCUUUGCCAAUGAGAAGAACGCCAACUUUCACGACGUCACACAGGAGAACAUCCUCCUGUUCAUCUUCCGCAACGGAGACGUGCUGAUUAGUAUGAGGUUGUCAGUAACUCUGUCCUGUCCUCUUGAUCUUCAGCUUUUCCCCAUGGACACACAACUAUGCAAGAUGCAACUGGAGAGCUACGGCUACACCACUAAGGACCUGGUGUUCAUGUGGCAGUCAGGAGACCCGGUUCAGAUGGACGAGAUUGCUUUGCCGCAGUUCGACAUCAAACAGGAGGAUAUCAAAUACAGCAACUGUACCAAAUUCUACCCUGUAACUGGUUAUUACACGUGUGUUGAGGUGAUUUUCACUUUAAGAAGACAGGCGGGCUUCUACAUGAUGGGUGUGUACGCUCCCACCCUCCUCAUCGUGGUUCUCUCAUGGCUCUCGUUCUGGAUCAACCCUGAUGCCAGCGCCGCCCGAGUUCCUUUAGGCAUCCUGUCUGUGCUGUCGCUCACCAAUGAAUGUACGUCUCUGGCAUCUGAAAUGCCAAAGGUCUCCUACAUGAAAGCCAUUGACAUCUGGAUGAUCGCCUGUCUGCUCUUCGGCUUUGGCUCUCUGGUUGAGUACGCUGUGGUUCAGGUAUUUCUGAACAGCACCAAGCUCAUAGAGGAAGAGAAGGUGAAGCUGGCACUGAAGGAGAAGGAAAAGGAGAAAGAGAACGCGAAAGAGGGAAAGAAUAAUUCCAAGGCCAAUUCAGUCAAUGGUACCGGAGGAACUCCUAUUCAUGUCAACACUCACUUACAGGUGGUGGAAACCCGUUGUAAGAAAGUGUGCACCUCCAAAUCGGACCUGCGCUCCAAUGACUUCAGCAUCGUCGGCUCCCUGCCGCGCGACUUUGAGCUCUCCAACUUCGACUGCUACGGCAAACCCAUCGAGUCCAGCAACGCUCUGCUCAAAUCUCAGAACAAGAACACGAAGAAACCGGCGCCCCCCAAACCCGUCAUCCCGUCUGCUGCCAAACGUGUCGACCUGUAUGCCCGCGCCCUUUUCCCUUUCACCUUCCUCUUCUUCAACGUCAUCUACUGGUCUGUUUAUCUGUGAGCAACUUCAUAAUGUGUGUAUAUAUAUUUGUGUGUGUGUGUGUGUGUUUUGUGUGUGUGUGUGUUUUGUGUGUGUGUGUGUGUGUGAGAGAGAGAGAGGGAGAAAGAGAGAGUUGAAGCAUGCACUGCUGCGGUGUGAGGAUCAGAGCAUGUAGCAAUGACUCCUGAUAAUUUGAUCAGGUCUUUGAACCUGAUAAUGAAGUGGAACCAAAAAGACUGGUCAGCAUUUUGUCUGCAUUGGUCACCAUACGGUAUAGAGCUGCUUUGGCUCACAGGUAGCUGUGGGUGAUAAUUACAAUAACAACACUGACUUAUUAUUUGCAAAGUAAAGGGUCAAACUGGUUAAGUCGUUUGGUUUAUUUCAUUUUCAUCAACUGUUUUUAUCCUGGUCUGCAUCACGGCAGCUUCUGUUCCACUGGGAAACACUGGGCACAAAGUGGGGACACCCUGGACAGGGCAGCAGUUCAUCACAGGGCUUUGUGGGCUUUGUCCAUCCCCUCCCUCAGACAUAGUCAAUCGUGUCUGUGUAAACACCCGAGCCAGCUGAUAGCACACCUGGAUUUUUAUAUAAUGAAAUUAUAUAUAAUAUAAUUUAUAAGUUAUCUAAAAUUAUAAUGA
Molecule: messenger RNA, 2166 nt
Organism: Trichomycterus rosablanca
Lineage: Eukaryota; Metazoa; Chordata; Actinopteri; Siluriformes; Trichomycteridae
Gene: glrba
Product: glycine receptor, beta a
Exons: 11
Coding region: 41-1549 (502 amino acids)
Biological process (GO): synaptic transmission, glycinergic; nervous system process; neuropeptide signaling pathway
Cellular component (GO): synapse; plasma membrane; postsynaptic membrane
Molecular function (GO): transmembrane signaling receptor activity; glycine binding; extracellularly glycine-gated chloride channel activity
Source: RefSeq, a predicted model, not a curated record